GAGUACGCGAAGCGCCCUGGCGACGACGAUGGCAGCCUAAUCGCGCGAGCACACGGAAUGGGGAGAGGAGGAUGGCGUCGCUUCUCCUUCUCUCCCACGAACAUCAGCAGCAGGCAGCAGCCCUCUGGUGCGAGAAUAGAUAUGUUGAUAGCAGGUUGUUUGGGUGUGAGUGUGGACCGUCUGCGCCUCUGGUAGCAACACCUGUGCGUCCACUGAUCGUCGGCCCUGGGACCUUCUCGGGGAACAGGUCGCGAUGUUCAAACUGGGCAGCAAGAAGGACCUCAACACCGAGUACAAAUGCACCAUUCGGCUGCUCGACGACACCGAAGUGCUGCAGUGUGAUUUUCAGCAUCUCUGCAAAGGCCAGUACAUAUUGGACUAUGUCUGCAAUGCUCUCAACCUCUUGGAGAAGGACUACUUUGGCCUCAGAUAUGUCGAUAGUCACAAGCAGCGGCAUUGGCUGGACAUCACGAAACCCAUCAUGAAGCAAGUGAAAGGCAUGAAUCCGUUGGUCUUCUGCUUUCGUGUCAAGUUUUACCCACAGGACCCAUUCCGUCUCAAGGAAGAAAUUACAAGGUAUCAGAUGUUUCUUCAGCUGAGACGGGACCUCCUGCACGGGCGUCUGUACUGCUCCCAAAACGACGCAGCCAUGCUCGCCGCCUUGGUUAUUCAGUCGGAGCUCGGAGACUACGAUGCCGAAGAGCACACGGGCAACUACGUGGCGGAGUUCAAGCUCCUCUUGAAGCAGACGCCUCGUAUAGAGGAGAAGAUUGCGGAGAUCCAUCAGCAACAGUUGAGGGGCCAAGUUCCGGCCGUGGCCGAGACCAACUUCCUGCGCAAGGCCUGCCUUUUGGAGACCUACGGCGUUGACCCUCAUCCCGUCAAGGACCAUAAGGGGAACCAACUGUACCUCGGCAUCAACCAUGCGGGCAUCCUGACGUUUCAGGGAAGCCGCAAAACGCACCACUUCAAAUGGCCAGACAUCCAGAAGAUCAACUACGAAGGGAAGAUGUUCAUCCUCCACCUGAUGUUUCCCGAGGACAUCAAAGCCAAGAAAAAGCACCUCAUGGGCUUCAAGUGUCCGACCCAGACCGCCUGCCACCACCUCUGGCGAUGCGCCGUGGAGCAGCGCUACUUUUUCACUGUGCCCUCUUCCAGCGAGGUUCCGUCGGUCACCACAGGGGGCGGACUCUUUUCACGGGGGUCCCGGUUUCGAUACAGUGGACGUGUGGAGCGAGAGGUGAUGGACGACAUGAAGAACAUCCGCCGCGAUCCGCCGCAGUUCCAGCGGACGCUGACGCGGCCGCCUUCCUUCCGCUGCAAGACGACCGCCUCCAUCGCGGCUCCUUCCCUCUCCCCGUCGCGCGCUGCGACAGAGGACUCUCCCUUACGAGAAAUGAUGCACCCGACGAUGGCCGACCAGACCCUGCGGGCAGCGGCGCCCCUCGACUGUGGGGAUGGCUACCUGCCGGACGACGCCAAGCGCCCCGCGGACCCGCACGAGCUCCUCGACUCGGCAGACGACGAGGAGGACGGUGUUCCGCUGCCGCUGGCGCGACCCCCCAACCACGACCUCCGCGUUGACCUCACGCCCUCCCAAAGCUCAACGACGGUGGCGGCGCCGCCCGACGCGCCGCUCACGCCAGAAACGCAGUCCCCCGAGCCGCCGUUUGACCCGCAGUCAACGCCUGAGUGCGGACCCGAGCUGGAGGCGAGGCUCCGCGGGAGUGGAUGCGCGUGGCACGCGACCGGCGGCACGCGGCCCCGGCUGGCGCUGGUGGCGUGGCUGGCACUGCCACUCGUGCUCCUCUGGUGCCUGUUCGUGGCGCUCAUGGAGUGGGACUGGCCGCCGCUGUCGGACAUGCGGCGCCUGCCCGAACUGGUGCUCGUCAGGAGGCAGUACUACGAGCCGACCAAGGAGGCGCUGUUCGCGUGGAUCCGCGGCACCCCGGAGGAAACCUAGCGGGACUUCCGGGGUCACGGUCUUCGCCCGUGGAAGCGCGCGUUCCUCGUUUUGAGUCGCACGGCAAGCCUGUCGCGAACAAAAGCGCUCCGGUGCCAGGUCGGCGGGAGGCACCCUGGUGCCGAAUCGGCAGGAGGCACCGGGGUGCCGAACCAGCAUCUCGUCGGCGUACGGCGCUAGCUUUUCGUUACCUGCUCAGCGCAGAGGCGGUCCUCGCAAUGUCUCGGCGAGAGGAGACGCGCUCGCUUGCAUUUUUAGUUGUACCGCAUCAGGUUCGGCUUCUUUUAUGGCUUUUGUUCUUUUCGGCGGGAUUAGCUCCAAAGACGCCGAGGUCCAAGAGCGGUGGUGGAAGCUAUACUCCCUUUUUUUUUCUUUCUCGUUUCACUGUACUGCCACACAGCGCAGGUAUGCUCACGUACUGCCGAGUACAAAUGAAAUGCAUACGGCGAAGCACGGGACCUACGAUACGUACUGCGCUGCCUGGAGGCAACUAGGAGCUGAUAAAACUACUGGGUGAAAAGGUGGCCGCGAGGGCGCGCGCGUCUACGCCGACGGGUAUACCCUCAAAGCCCGUCUCCACUCUGCAGUUUUAUAGAUUCCUAGUUGCCUCUAGGAUGUGCAGCGUGUAUCGAAGACCACGCGCUCUGCUGUUCGCAUUUCAUUCGUAUCCGAUAGUACCUACUGCGCUUGCAUGCAGCAUGGGGGCCCCUGGGUAGUAUAGGCACGGGUGUACCGGUGCAGCUAUACAGGUAUACCGGUGCAGGCUGGAGAGGCAACUGCAGGUCUCGUGUGAAACGUUCACGGUGUAUGCCUAGAUAAUUUUUCGCGUGCAUUCCACGUUAAUUUCGUUCCCGCACAAACUGCGGCGGGUGGUCGCUCAUUUUCAUACUCCAGCACGUAUGCCAGUGGCCAAAGAUUGUUUCGUGAGAAGCACGAGGUUGUUUUGUUUUUUUUUCUCUCAUCCCAUUCAUUGCACUGGAGCGGCAAACGAGGCCGCUGGAAGGGGGAUUUAUUUGGCCCGCCAGAGUGCAAUAAAUGGAGGCCCUUAAAUCAUGCAGUGUCAUCGCUAGAAGUGUCCGUGUGCAGGAAGCUAUGCAAAACGCUUGGCUCAUGAUGUGUGUACUCUGCAUGUUUGUCAAAACACUUGACAAUGCCAAUAAGAUGAAAAAAAAAAAAAAAAAGCCGAGCGUGUUUAACGACUGACAUCUUUGCACCCUUCCAAUACUGGCGUAAUGUGUACGCGGUGGCUUCCUUCUGCGCUCAACUUGCGGUGACGAGUGAAAAAAAUGUCCUGUACAUCCCCUGUACCCAUCUGUAAUGCAGGGUAUGGUCUUCUCGCAUUUUUUGUUCGAGAAAGUGUGUACACAACCUUAUUGCAGUUUACUCUUGGUGGCAGUAAGAGAAAAGAAGAGUGUAUUUUAUUGAGGCUGAACACUUUUUUUUUUUUUCAUUGCAAACCAUCAAUAAUAAAGCCCAUGGAGAUCAAUUGCAA
Ixodes scapularis (black-legged tick) is the source of this 3455-nucleotide messenger RNA. RefSeq names its product FERM domain-containing protein 5 (gene Frmd5). Gene Ontology annotation, molecular function: cytoskeletal protein binding. Gene Ontology annotation, cellular component: cytoskeleton. The coding region runs from base 254 to 1963 and encodes 569 amino acids. The transcript has 14 exons. The record is from RefSeq and is a predicted model, not a curated record. Lineage: Eukaryota; Metazoa; Arthropoda; Arachnida; Ixodida; Ixodidae.